UGCGGCACAUCGAUUCGUGCUUCAGUACUAUUCAAAUGGUAUUUUGUAGUGGAAGAGCAGCCUAUCUCAUACCGCACAAACCGUGUGAAUCUUGGACUGCCCCCCCCCUCCUUACUCUACUUGCGACCGUCACCUGGAUUGCAGCGAUUCCUUUCCCCUGGAGCACGGCGGAGCGGGCGGGCGGAUGGAGAGACACAAAAAAAAGUGCCGAAACAUCAAGUGUAUUGUUGUGUUGUGUUGUAGCCUAGAAUCUGGUGUAUUUGUUUUUGGUUCAAGAUGGAAUCACGAUGUCUCUGUCCAUGCGGAGUGAAUACUCUGUGAAUCACGAAUUGAGGGUGC
This is a messenger RNA of Polychytrium aggregatum, 339 nucleotides long. RefSeq lists its product as uncharacterized. The record is from RefSeq and is a predicted model, not a curated record. Bases 36 to 248 code for a protein of 70 amino acids. NCBI's taxonomy places the organism in Eukaryota, Fungi, Chytridiomycota, Chytridiomycetes, Polychytriales. The transcript has a single exon.